UCAAUUGAUCUAUUUGUCUUUAUAGCUUAAGCAAUUAUUUACUCAAAUGAGUUUGUAAAACGCUUAAAAUCCAAUGCUAUUGAAAAGCGAACUGUUAGUUGCAUUCAUAUCAAUCUAUUCCACUCCGAUACUUUUAAAUUUCCCUCAGUUCGACUCCUUGGCUACGAUCAUACCUAAAGCCGAAAAUGUACAUAGGCCUAUGGGAUCAAAGUAUCUGAAAAUUUCGACCCAUCAUCGGAGUAUCUGAAGCAUUUUGAGUCGCACACGCACAAAAGGGACACACAAAAAAUCUAGGUUCAAAUUCGAGGUGUAUCGUUUUGAAAAUCGAGUGGCCUGUCUUCGGGUCGAAGAAUCAGUUUUUGGUUGUUUGUUGACGAGUGAAGAAAAGUCGCUGCGAUAUUAGAUUGAGCUCAGAAACGGUUCUUCGAAAAUCUAAGAACCUACAAAAAAAAUCCAAUUUAACAAGUGAUUGACGUGCACGCGGUAUCUUUAAUUGAGUUGGUGAAGAUGCCGUCGUCAUCCGCUAGUAAGACUUUCGCAGAAACCGCGGGCGAUAAUCAUGGUCGAACUCUAAUCGAGGUUUUUGAGAAUGGUACAUUGAUGGGCGCUGUUUUACCUGAGCCAUCGCAAACUAUGAGCGAGUCGACCAACGCGAGUUCCGUGAUUACAUUGACUAGUGAAAUGCUAAAUCUAAAUAUGUUCCGGACGGAUUCAAAUAGUGCAAUAGUGAAUUGUAGCAAUAAUACCUCAUUGUCCUCUGGGGAAACUUGUGGUGCAUUAGUGAUUGACCCGCCAAGUAAUAUGAGUUCAAUUAGUGGCAUGUUAAGUCAAGCGGAAUACCUUAAUUCGAGUGAUACCUGUUCGUCGACCCUUGAGUCGAAUGUGCGGCGUAAUCUGAAACGAUCUUCGUCGCGGAGGAAAUUAAAAAAAUGCCGACCUACCGAGAUUUUUGUAAACCCAUUUCCGCCCCCUUAUGCAACCAUCUACGUGGAUGCUGGAAGUGGGGAUUCAAGUGGUCAGCAAAAUGUAACGACUAUGACGGGGGCAACCAUUGUACCGGCAACGGCAGGAUUUCAGAAUCCUAUAGGAUCCUUUGCUAGUGGCCACUUGACUGUGCAAGUUCCUAUGAUUCGCAGAUCUCUUCCAGAACCAAAUAGAAAAAGGUGCUGUGCAGAUUGGUUUACAAGACCAUCGCUUCCGUUUGUAAUUGGAAUUUUAGCAUUAGGAGGCGUAGCUUGCACAUUGGGCGGGAUAGUUCUUGGUUCCACUGGUCUUAUAGAACAUUCUACACAAUAUUUAAGUGCGGCACUGUUAAUGAUAGGUAUUGGUGUAUCAAUGCUAGUAAUUUCCGGUGCAAUUUGGAGAUUAAGUAUUCCCGACGAUAGUGAAUCCUUCCAAUGCUUCCGACCUAGUUUCGACACAUGCAGAAAUUGUAAUAGUCCAUACUGUGCAAACCGCUUCCUUACGGGGGCCUACUUCUACCCGGAGUUUCAACAUAGACAACCACCACCUUCAUACAUGACAACACUGCAAGAAUAUAGAUUAUUGGUACCUGAACAAUCAAAUGAAAACAACAGCGACAACCAAAGAGUCCAAACCCCUCCCCCAUCCUACAGAUCAUACAGUACAAAUACCUUAAGUGCAUCUGUCCAAGACCUUAAUCAAUCUAGAACUUCAACAGAAAAUGUUACGAACGAAUUACAAGCAAGUGAAAAAGAAGCCACUGGCACCUAA
Molecule: messenger RNA, 1734 nt
Organism: Hermetia illucens (black soldier fly)
Lineage: Eukaryota; Metazoa; Arthropoda; Insecta; Diptera; Stratiomyidae
Exons: 5
Coding region: 508-1734 (408 amino acids)
Source: RefSeq, a predicted model, not a curated record